Messenger RNA from Girardinichthys multiradiatus, 4151 nucleotides. RefSeq names its product hemicentin-2. Gene Ontology annotation, molecular function: nucleic acid binding; RNA-DNA hybrid ribonuclease activity. The transcript has 19 exons. The coding region runs from base 862 to 3411 and encodes 849 amino acids. NCBI's taxonomy places the organism in Eukaryota, Metazoa, Chordata, Actinopteri, Cyprinodontiformes, Goodeidae. The record is from RefSeq and is a predicted model, not a curated record.
AGUUUCAGGUGAACUAUCUCGGAUUCCAAGUGACAACAGAUUUGGGACUCUCAGAAGGGUAUCGAGAGAAGCUGGCACAAAUCCACCACCUGAAUCCGAAAAUUAUCUACAGAAGAUUUUGGGACUCUGCAACUAUGUGAGAGAUCAUGUUCCUAAUUAUCAAAGAUAUGCUAAGCCAUUAUAUGCCUGCCUAAAGAAGUGAGAAGGAGAAGAAAAGAUGACAAAGAAAACUGGACAUGGACUGCAUCAAACCAGAAUGACCUGGAAAAGCUCAAAAGAGCAAUCCAAGAAGCUGUGAAGUUGGAGCCAAGGAGCUUGACUGAAAAGUUGGUAGCCGAGAUGAGCUGUGAAGAUGAGGACUCCAUGCUGAAAGUGAGCAAUGAAAAUGGGGUUUAGUAACGUUGUGGAGUUACACUUUGUCAUAUGUAGAGAAGAAAUUCCCCCAAGAAGAAAAAGAGUUAGCAGUGCUUGCUAGAUACUGGAGCACCUUAAAAGACCUAACACAAGGACAGCAGAUUAAAGUCAUCACUCAGAGCCAAGUCCACAAGUAUCUCAGAAAAGGAACGGUGGAAAGCACAAAAGCAACCAAUACAAGGUGGGGAAGAUGGGAAGACAUCCUGCUGGACCCCGACCUUGAGAUUGGCCCAGCACAACCAGCCAGCAAAAAAAAAUAAAAUCUUAGAGCUGUCUGAAGGAAAGGCCGCCAGAGUGGGUCCUAUACACUGAUGGGUCGAAGAAAAGACUGGAUCAGAUGGCCUACUGGGUGUUUAUUCUCAAACAGCACGGUCAAGAGAGAAAGGUAAAACUCCCGGUAGUGCACAGGCAGGAGAAGUGACAGCAGUGCUGGAGGGAAUAGAGAAGAUGAAGAGAAGAAUCAAGACAGCAAAGAUAAUCACAGACAGCCACUACUGUGCACAAGCCUUGAACGAAGACUUAUCCAUUUGGGAAGAGAAUGGAUUUGAAAGCACCGAAAGAAAGUUAGUGGCCCAUCACGAUCUGUGGAAGAAGAUUGCCGAAUUGAGGAUGAGCCUGGAGCUUGAAGUGGAACACCAGAAGGCUCAUACCCGAGAAGGGGUUCACUGGCAUGGAAACGAUGAGGUGGAUCGUUAUGUUCAACAGAGAAAAGUUGUCUUUGUCGGGAUCGAAAAGUGGGACAGAAUGCCACAAGGUUGGGCGCUCCCUGAAGAGUACGUGGGUGAGGUGGUACUGAGUGUGCAUGAGGCCUUAGGACAUGCAGGCGUGCUGCCUACCCGUAAAGAACUGAAAGAGCAGGAGUUCUGGAUCUCUAUGAAACACAUCCGGUGCGUACUACGGGACUGUGAAGUAUGUGGUCAAUACAACGCAGGAUGCCGUGGACAGCGGCUGGAAGGUCUGACCAUCAAGAGCACCAUCCCCUGGGGCUCAGUGUGCAUGGAUGUCGUGGGCCCCAUGGGAAUAACAGGGAAGAAAGAGCUCGUGUCAGCGGAGAUGUUGGCAGGUGCGUUAGUUCUGGGUACCAUCCUCACAGCUUUACCAGGUACUCAGAGCAGGUGGAGUGUGUCAUUUUCUAGAAGGGUGAUCUGUGUGUGGUCAGGAACUACAGUGACUCUGCCAUGCCGUUAUGACUACCCAUCAGGUCACACAGUGAGGCGGGUUAUGUGGUUCCGUGUGUCUAUUGAGGGUCGCAGAGAGUUUGCCCACCACACCGACCCCAACCAGAUCAGUCUGUCUUACCGUGGACGCACACGCUACAUUGGGGGCAUCUAUCCAAGCUGUUCGAUCCAGAUUCAGGGUGUGAAGCUGAGCGAUGCAGGUCAGUAUCACUUCAGAUUCGAGACAGACCUACCGCUGGGGAGAUGGACCUCCCCUGACACCAUUACCCUGGAUGUAACAGACCUCCAGGUCCAGGUGCAUACAGCCAGGCCUGGCAACAUGUUUGGAUUUGGAGAAACAGUCUUUGUAGGAUGCCAGGCCAGAGGAUGUGCUGCCCCAGGGAGAAGCCUGGCACUGUAUAGAAACGGACUAAACCUCGGCUCAUACGAGAAAUGGAUGAUUAUUAAUCGCUUUGACCAGCAGCACGCAGGAGCAUACACCUGCCGACCAAUCCCGCCGCAGAACGUACAGUCACCGUCUGUCUCUCUGACGAUGGGACAUAGUCCUCGCUCCACUUCCAUUGCAGUGUUUCCUGCCGGGGAGUUGUCAGAGGGGGGUUCAGUCACUCUGACCUGCAGCAGUGAUGCAGCUCCACCUGUUGAGAGCUUUGUAUGGUUUAAAGACAUGGAGAGUGGCAGCAUUCCAGACAGCUUCAGUCCUCAGCUCCACCUGUCCUACCUGAAAUACACAGACAGAGGAGAGUAUUACUGUGUAGCUCGCAACUCACUGGGAACAGAUCGCUCUGGAUCACUUUUUCUCAAUGUCACCUACUCACCAAAGAACACACAUGUGUGGGUAAGUCCUCAGAGAGACAUCAGAGAGGGCUCAUAUGCAAACCUGAGUUGUAUCAGCCAUGCCUACCCUCCUCCCAGAAGGUAUAUUUGGUAUCGAAUCGUGGGUGACCAGGUGGUGGCUAAAGGUCACUAUCAGAACCUGACCUUCCCAUCUGUUGGGGCUCAACACGCAGGCCAGUACUACUGCAUAGCAUCAAACCGACUGGGAUCCCAAUCCUCUCUUGUUUCUUCACUAACUGUCUUCUAUCCCCCGAAAAACACCUCAAUUUUGGCACGUCCUUCCAGCGUGGUGGACGCGGGCCAACCCCUGACCCUGACCUGCAGUAGUCAGGCCUACCCAGCUGUGGAUAACUUCACCUGGCACAGACUCACUCUGGAUGGAGGAACUGUACAAUCAGCAUGGGCCACCAAGUCUGGUCCUGUCUUCACCUUCUCAGAGGUUAGUCCUGGCGAGAGUGGCCAGUAUUACUGUGAGGCCAAGAACCGAAUCGGAGCCCACAGCUCUCCUGUCCUCACCGUUAGAGUCAGAGGUCGUUUAAAGGUGAUCGCGUUGGCUUCAGCAGUGGGCGUGUCUGCUGGUCUCAUCACGCUGACGGUGGCCGUCAUGAUCAGUAAGAACAUGCACAGAGUAGACAUGGAGACCAUAGAGGAUGUAAAUAAGCGCCCACCUGUGACACCUGAGGCCAUCUGCCAUGAGUCAGCAGAACAAACCCACCCGGUUAGAAAGGGCAAAAUGUCCGACAUCCCGGAGGAGCCAGAUGAUUUAAGUGACACCUCCCAUCCCUCCAUCGUUCCUCUGAUGGAUGCUCCACCAAUCAAAGGGGUUUCAGGCCGCUGCUCCGCCUCCAACUUGGUCUCUGUGCACUACUCCCAAAUGUCCAGUCCAGAUCAGGUCCAGGUGCACAACAUGCCUCUGAGAGGAGAGAGCAAAGCAAGGGAUUCUUCCAGAGUUGUUUACACUUUCCUGCCCCAGCCUCAGCACUAGCCAGGAGGAAACACGUCAUCAGAACAACACGUAGAGUAAACCGGUCUCAUGUGAUUUGCUUUCAUCACCUGGUGGCGCAAAGACUUUCCUGUUUCUGUCCGAAACUCCAGUAAAUGAUGACACCCAUCCUGUUCAGACAGAGCGUACCGGACGUCUCUGUAACCCCAGCUCCUGAGCUGUGCUGCAUGUCUUCUCUCUUUUCCUUAAUGCAUCCCGGAGUAGCAUGCUGUCCAGUGAAGUGAAAACGCUUUAAAGGACUUAAAGGGUGAAACACUAAUAUAAAGAAGCACCUUAGGCUGUCUUACUUGCUAUGCACUGCAUAAGCCAAUAAAUUUAUGUUAUUGUUUUUUGAAUUAUUUUCUCCACCGACAUUUUGCCACACAAUUUAUACAUUAUCCUUCACAUCCUCUAAUAACUUAGAUUGCUGAAUGUUGAGCGUAACUGCUUAUGAUAAAACUGACAGUCUGAUAUUAGGAAUAUUAGUGGAGAAAACAUCAAGAACAAAGUUGAAUAUUCAUCAGUCCGUAGAAUACAUUUUGGUAUUGUAAUAGGUUUGAUCUGAUUGGUUACUCUGCAUCUGUCUUGUCGAGAUAAUUUUAACAUAGUGCCAAGCAACAGCUAUACUAAGGAAAAGUAAAAAUAGUUUUUGCUGCUCUUCUCACCUUGGAUAGUUUAUUUUCUAGUUUACUACUGAUUGUCAUUUAUAAUUUGGCUAUGUAUAAUAAACAUAUGGUAUACUG